AAAUCAUUUCGUAUGUAAUUGCGGUUGUUCGAUAACCUUAAAAUGUUUAUUUUACUUCUUAUCUUCGUCGGUUUUAUGAAUUGGAGUGAGGCACGUGUCACGGCAGAAAUAUGUCAAGUUAAACCAAGGGAAAGACAUUGCCAGAUCGAAUGGGUCGUACGAGACAGAUGGCCGCAUAAAGAGAGAUGGGUCUACGAUUGGCUCCGUAGAAUAUGUCAUACAAUCCGUUGGGCUGACCACUGUCCUGAACCGAAGCCCUAUACUAAUAACUUUGGAACCGAAUAUGAAUGUUUGGACGAAUGUUCUGGAUGGGCGUAGAAUAACAAUAAGAAUAUUGUUUUCAUUUAAAAAUUUGUAGACAUAUAUACUAAAGAAAUUACAUCGG
Messenger RNA from Melitaea cinxia (Glanville fritillary), 385 nucleotides. RefSeq lists its product as uncharacterized. The record is from RefSeq and is a predicted model, not a curated record. Bases 43 to 318 code for a protein of 91 amino acids. The transcript is spliced from 3 exons. Lineage: Eukaryota; Metazoa; Arthropoda; Insecta; Lepidoptera; Nymphalidae. Gene Ontology annotation, molecular function: serine-type endopeptidase inhibitor activity.